Motacilla alba alba is the source of this 2241-nucleotide messenger RNA. RefSeq names its product copine 1 (gene CPNE1). Gene Ontology annotation, molecular function: calcium-dependent phospholipid binding. The record is from RefSeq and is a predicted model, not a curated record. Gene Ontology annotation, cellular component: plasma membrane. Gene Ontology annotation, biological process: positive regulation of tumor necrosis factor-mediated signaling pathway; cellular response to calcium ion; regulation of canonical NF-kappaB signal transduction. NCBI's taxonomy places the organism in Eukaryota, Metazoa, Chordata, Aves, Passeriformes, Motacillidae.
UUCAGCGCAGCAUGGCUGUGGUCAUCCGCUUGCAAGGUCUCCCGAUUGUGGCGGGGACCAUGGACAUUCGCCACUUCUUCUCUGGAUUGACCAUUCCCGAUGGGGGCGUGCAUAUUGUAGGGGGUGAACUGGAUGGCCGCGUGCGUGUCCCGGGUGGAGCUGUCCGUGGCCUGCCGGAGCCUCCUCGACGGGGACCUGAGCUCCACGUCGGACCCCCUCUGCGUCCUGCUGCAGGACGCGGGCUAUGGCCGGUGGGCUGAGCUAGAUCACAAGGAAAAGGUCAAGAACUGCCAAGACCCUGAAUUCUGCAAGAAACUGGUGGUGGACUACUACUUUGAGAAAGUGUGGAAGCUGAAAUUUGGCGUGUAUGAUAUUGAUAACAAGUCCUUUGAUUUAAAUGAUGAUGACUACUUAGGAGGAAUUGAGUGCACGCUGGGACAGGUUGUGUCCAGCUCAGUGUUCACCCGACUGCUGGAAUUGAAGCAGGAAAAGCCAGCAGGAAAGGGCGCUAUUACGGAUUUCUUAGGUAAAUUGGAUCAAUUUCUGGAGUUUGACAAACAGAGCAACAGAGCUGGAGCAUGGCAGCUUCUGCACAGAGCAGAGGUCAUCAAGAACAACUUAAAUCCAUGCUGGAGGAAGUUCAGUUGUUCCUUGCAAACUUUCUGUGGUGGAGAUUUUAAUAAACCUAUCAAGGUGCAGUUUGCAAAUCAUGACAGUGAUGGCUCACAUGACUUGAUAGGCACUUUGGAAAUGACCCUGGCGCACAUGCAGACAGCUGAUGCUGGCUCUCUGGUGGAAUACGAAUGCAUUCAUCCUGAGAAAAAACAAAAGAAAAACAGCUACAAAAACUCUGGCAUUACUAGGAUAAAAUCCUGCAAGCAAUACUUUAUCUUGCUGAUCAUCACAGAUGGAGAGAUCACUGAUCUAGAUCAAACUAGGCAAACCAUUGUUAAUGUCUCUAAGCUGCCCAUGUUCAUUAUCAUUGUUGGUGUUGGUGAAGCCAAUUUUAAAGCAAUGGAAUUCCUUGAUGGAGACAACGGUGUUCUGAAAUCUGUGACAGGAGAGCCAGCUGCCUGGGACAUUGUCCAGUUUGUGCCUUUCCAACAGUUCAAAAAUGCUCCCCGGGAAGCACUUUCCCAGAUGGUUCUGGCUGAAGUGCCCAAGCAGCUAGCUGCUAUGAAUGGCAGGGGUGGCCCCCCUGAAACUGCCAGAUAUCAAGGUGACAGAGAUUCAGGCUAGCCCUGGCUACCUGUCACACUGGGGUGAAGAAGAGCUGCCUGCAGCCACACUCUCCCUUGCACGCUGUGGAUGCUCAGUGCCUCGAGGUUGCACCAGUCACACAACUUCUUUCAUCAGCUUGUGCUGAGUCUUUGAUAUUUCAAAGAUUUCUAUUGGAAGAAAAGUAAAUACAGAAAAACCUCCAAGUGCUGAAAGUUUUUGUCCCAGAAAGAUUGACCUUGUUGGUUUUCUACCUUGCAACAGCGACACUUUGUGACACAUCACACCACACCUAGUUGCUUUACACAGCCCAUCUGCUGCUUGCUAGUGGGGUGGGCCUCUGAACUGAGCUGCUCUAGUGCUGAGCCUGGUGAUAGAAGUGUUUGCUGUAAUGACACUUACCACGUGCUCCUUGAUAAGUGUCUUUUAUCAAGCUGCCUUUGAAAUGGAUGUGACCAAAGACUGUUGGUUGGAUGCCUGAGGUAGUUCUUGUUGUCUUCAUAAAGGGCCAGUAUAUUUUUAUGUUUCAGUCACCAUACUUUUCUGUGUUCUUUUUAAUCACAUUUUUCUAUUAGCAAAAUUUCUUUCUGUGAUGAACUCCUGCUUGAAGCCAUUGUUAUAGUUCAAGAACAUGGCACUUUGCUUAUUUAUGGGGGUUAAAUGAGAAUUAAUCAUUAAUUAAUGGGAUUGGGGUGAGAUUAAUGAGUCACAUUAAUGUGACUUUAAAAAUCCUGCAGUUAGAAACACUGAAAUUAAGAUGCUUUGAAUGAAUUCUUUAUAUCACACAAGUUACAAAAUGAAGAAGUAACUUAUCUGUGGAACUCCAAGGAGGUGCCACCUCAGUAGUAUGAAAUGUGCAUUACAUGAUCUGGGGACUGUAGAACAGGCACAUGAUAGCAAUGCACACAUGUUUUGAGGAAGAUGGUUCAUUUCCAAGUAGAGAUAAAGAAACUUGGGUUUGUCAUUGCACUACAAGUGUCAACACUUUCAGUUACAUAAAUAAAUAUUCUACUUUGACUUAGA